Messenger RNA from Motacilla alba alba, 2868 nucleotides. It is a transcript of the gene KATNA1, whose product is annotated as katanin catalytic subunit A1. Lineage: Eukaryota; Metazoa; Chordata; Aves; Passeriformes; Motacillidae. Gene Ontology annotation, biological process: microtubule severing. Gene Ontology annotation, cellular component: microtubule cytoskeleton. The record is from RefSeq and is a predicted model, not a curated record. The transcript has 11 exons. Gene Ontology annotation, molecular function: microtubule severing ATPase activity; ATP binding; ATP hydrolysis activity. The coding region runs from base 1237 to 2724 and encodes 495 amino acids.
UAUUCUUAUAAUUUUUUUCUUUUUCUGUAUACCUAAAGUUGCUGUUCUGCUUGGAUUGCUCUACAGCAUUCUGUUAAAAAAGUUACCUAUGACUUCCCUCUGUAUUUAAAAGUCUAGUUUGGUUUUGGUAACUUGAUUUUUAAAAUGCCUAUUAGCAUCUUGCUCAACUUGUGAUUUCAGCAGUGUUAGUCAUUGGUUUGAAUUCUCAGGACAGGCAAACAGGUGUAUCUGGUAGGAUGAGCAGGAGUGGAAAAGCUCGCUCUUAAAUACAGCAGGGAAAACUUAGUUAACAUCUGUGUGAUGAUCCAUACAGCCGUUGACAAACAUCUUCAGGCUCUUUCUCCUGAGGUUAAAACCAACAAAACUGCCCAGCCAAACUGUGUCUCCUAAUUAGCUUGGGAUUUGUUAAUCUUUGUAGUUGGUGGUCACAUUAACUGUAUCAGCUUGUAGCCAUCCUGGCCAGCUGGGCGAGUGUCCGGCUGGAGUGAGAUUAGACCCUGUAGGUUCUGUGAUAGCAGGUUCCCUGCUCACCCCGCGGGUCCCCUCUGCAGGGAUGGGUGUGGGCUCUGAGGCCCGGCUUCAGCUCUGCUGCUCUCAGAGUUUUGCUGUUCUGGAGUGAUAAUUUUGACAGCGGCUAUUUGCUCUAAUGGAAGCUGGGGAGGGAAGAGGAAGGAAGCAAAUAAAGAAGGAGAUGUUGGCUCGGGAAUGCCUGAGCUGUGUUUCUGUGUGUGAAACUACUUGGGACGGGGACAGAAAAGGAGCGAAAGCCCUCAAAUGUUUGAUUUGUACUCAGCAGCCCCUCUUUACAAUGGAGAGCUCACAUUUUAGCCAUAGGUUGGCAGGUGUGUGCAAAGGGUGGCUUCUGAAACCUCUGGUAAUGUGCCUGAUCUCGACCCUGACCUGGUCCUGAAAUAUAUUCAGCCUUAAGUCUGUUUAUUGCGCAUGUGAAUUUAGUGCCUCUUACAUUCUUUAAAUAGUUGAUCUGUAUCAAGUAUGCUUCAUCCCAGGGCUUAACUGGAGUUGCUUGUCUGCAGUUGCUUCUUCCUGGCACUGGGUACAGGUACCAAAAUGAGAGCAGGAUGACUCUCUUGCAGGCGUGUUUUUUUUGCUGAUUUUAAUGUUUUCUGUGCCUGGUUAGGAAAUUAUGAGGAGAGUGGGGAAAUUCUUGGCGUGUAAGAGACAAGAAAAGUGCAGACUGCACGAGCUUCUUGGAGAAGAAGAGGCUGGGGCAUCUUCAUGUUGAACAUGAGCCUUGUUAUGAUCAUUGAGAAUGUGAAGCUGGCCCGUGAAUAUGCCUUACUGGGAAAUUAUGACUCUGCAAUGGUCUACUACCAGGGAGUUCUUGACCAAAUGAAUAAGUACCUGUACUCUGUGAGAGAUACCUAUCUGCAACAGAAAUGGCAGCAGGUUUGGCAGGAGAUAAGUGUGGAAGCUAAGCAUGUGAAAGAUAUAAUGAAAACACUGGAGAGUUUUAAACUAGACAAUACUCCAUUGAAAGCCUCACAACAAGAAUUACCAGCUCACGAUGCAGAAGUCUGGUCUUUGCCAGUACCUGCUGAACGUAGACCUUCGCCAGGACCCAGGAAGCGUCAGUCUGCUCCGUGCAGUGAUUGCAGAGGUCACAGCAAUCGUGUGAGUGCAGCUGUCAGAGGCUCUCACCGUCCGUCCUCUCGGAACCCCAGUGAUAAAGGGAAGGCAGUCCGCAGCCGGGAAAAAAAGGAUCAGCAAAACAAAGGAAAAGAAGAAAAGAACAAAUCCACAUCUGAGAUUUCAGAGUCUGAACCAAAGAAAUUUGAUAGUACUGGAUAUGACAAAGAUUUAGUAGAAGCUUUGGAAAGAGAUAUAAUUUCUCAGAAUCCCAACAUCCGAUGGGAUGACAUUGCUGAUUUAGUAGAAGCCAAAAAGCUGCUUAAGGAAGCUGUAGUUUUACCAAUGUGGAUGCCAGAGUUCUUCAAGGGGAUUAGAAGACCGUGGAAGGGUGUGCUGAUGGUUGGUCCUCCUGGUACUGGAAAGACCCUCCUAGCAAAAGCUGUAGCCACUGAAUGCAAGACAACUUUUUUCAAUGUUUCUUCUUCCACACUUACCUCAAAAUACAGAGGAGAAUCUGAGAAACUUGUUCGUCUGCUGUUUGAAAUGGCUCGAUUUUAUGCCCCAACAACCAUAUUUAUUGAUGAGAUAGACUCUAUCUGUAGCCGCAGGGGAACUUCGGAGGAGCAUGAGGCCAGCCGACGUGUGAAGGCAGAACUGCUAGUUCAGAUGGAUGGUGUUGGGGGGGCUACUGAAAAUGAUGAUCCUUCUAAGAUGGUCAUGGUACUUGCUGCUACUAAUUUUCCUUGGGAUAUUGAUGAAGCCCUAAGACGGAGACUAGAAAAGAGAAUUUACAUUCCUUUACCAUCAGCCAAAGGUAGAGAAGAACUCCUCAAAAUAAAUCUGCGAGAGCUGGAACUGGCUGAUGAUGUUGACCUUGCAAACAUAGCUGAGAAAAUGGAGGGUUAUUCAGGUGCAGACAUUACCAAUGUAUGCAGAGAUGCAUCAUUGAUGGCUAUGAGGAGGCGUAUCGAAGGCUUGACACCAGAAGAAAUCAGAAAUCUUCCCCGAGAUGAAAUGCACAUGCCAACAACUAUGGAAGACUUUGAAAUAGCUUUGAAGAAAGUUUCUAAAUCUGUUUCUGCUGCGGACAUUGAGAAAUACGAGAAAUGGAUAGUUGAGUUUGGAUCAUGUUGAGUUGUGUUCUCUCGAAGAAACCACCUUAUGUCUUAAAACAGCUUUAGAAGUAAUUGGUGAUGUGUCAGUGCACUGCGUGCUCUUUUUAACUUUUGUAAUUUAAGAGCAACAGAUGUUGAAAUAAAUUUUUUUUCUAAAAUGCAA